UGUGUGUGUGUGUGUGUCUGUGUGUGUGUGUGUGUGUGUGUGUGUGUGUGUGUCUGUGUGUGUGUGUGUGUGUGUGUGUGUGUGUGUGUGUGUGUGUGUGUGUGAAACUGAAGCCCUGCCAACUUCACAAGUGCUGAUCAGUAGCUUCAACGCCAAUCUAUUUGAAUUUUGUGUUUGGGGGGAAAAGAAAAUCAAUAGAGCAGCACAGAAGGAGGAGACGCCGAUCAUCAGCACAGAGCAACAGGUCGUCAGAGGAAUAAUGAACGUGUUGUGUUCCAACGAUGAACUCAAAGUCCUGUGAAAGACGGAGCAAAGUCAAAGUUUCUGUGCGCGAGAGUUCCCCGACGGGGCAGGAAUCCAAUAUCCAAAGCGCCGGAGGCCAAGUCCCGAUUAAAUCUCAUUUAAACAAAGCAACGAUCUUUUCCACUGAUUUAAUUUCACCCCCGGCGAUGUCAUCCUGUCUCUCGGAGAGAUGUUUGGCUUUCGGCGACUCGUCCGCCGCCAAAAAAAAAGGGAAGAAGACGUGUGUCGCAGUCCGCUGGUGUCCAACCUGCCGCCGCCGUCCUUCAGGAGCUCGUCGCAGCUGUCCGGCAGCCACGGGCCGGGCUUCGCCAAGCUGAACCGCAGAGAAGGCGCCGGAGGUUGGUCUCCCCGGAGCUCGGACAGGUACCAGUGGCUGGAGGUGGACCUGGGCGGCCGCACGCAGAUCACGGCCGUCGCCACGCAGGGUCGCUACGGCAGCUCCGAUUGGCUGACGGCCUACCUGCUGAUGUUCAGCGACACGGGACACAACUGGAAGCAGCAUCGGCAGGAGGACAACAUCGGGGCCUUUGCAGGAAACAGCAACGCAGACAGCGUCGUGCAGCACAAGCUCCGGCAUCCGGUGAUCGCCCGCUACGUCCGCCUCUUCCCGCUCGACUGGAACCCCCACGGUCGGAUCGGACUCCGACUGGAGACCUACGGAUGUCCUUACGACUCUGACGUGGUGAGCUUCGACGGCCACAGCAGCUUCCUCUACCGGUGGAGUCCCAGGCCGAGGCAGGCGACCAGGACAAGCAUCUCCCUGAAGUUCAAAACCCUGAGGAAUUCUGGGACUCUGCUCCGCGCGGAGGGGCGGAGCGAGCACAGCCUCACGCUGGAGUUAGAGAAGGGGAAGCUUCUGGUUGUCCUGCGAAAAGGCGCCGGCUCCUCCUCUCCGGACGGCCGGCACCGCCUGGUGUCUCUGGGCAGCCUGUUGGACGACCAGCACUGGCACCGGGUCGCGGUGGAGCAUCACGGCGACCACCUCAACCUCACCGUGGACGGGAGCACGGCGUGGGUGCAGAUCCCGCCCGGGUUCACCCUCUGGGACCACGACCAGAUGAGCGUGGGAGGCGACCGGGGCCUCGCCGCUCGCGGUGCCGUCGGGUCGGACGGGAAUUUCUGUGGCUGUUUGGAAAACGUCCGUUACAACGGCGUGAACCUGGUGGACCUCGCCAGGCAGAGCGACCAGCGGGUCACCGUGAAGGGCAAUGUGACCUUUUCCUGCGUCGAGCCCGUUUUCGUCGCCAUGACGUUCACCGGCCCCCAGAGCUUCCUCCGGUUGCCGAGGGCGACGGGCGGGCCGCCGCCGGCGCCGCCGGGCGUGGCGGUGGCGCUCCAGUUUCGCACGUGGAACAGGGCGGGGCUGCUGCUGACCUUCGACCUCCCGAGCGGCGGCGGCGGCGCCGUCUGGCUGUACCUGAGCAAAGCCGCGCUGCGCCUGCGCGUCCACAAGCCGGGCAGGGCGCCGCUGGAGCUCAGCGCCGGCUCGGCUCUGAACGACGGGCAGUGGCACUCGGCGGCGCUGGUCUCCAGACGAGGACAUCUGAGCGUCGCCGUGGACGGAGACGAAGGGAGCGCGGCCGGUCGCGCCAGUCCCUCGUUUGACGUCACCGCCGCUCAACUCUUCUUCGGCGGUUGCCCCGCAGAAGGGAGCGGCCACGAGUGUUCGAACCCCUUCGACGCGUUCCAGGGCUGCGUGCGUCUGCUGACCGUGGACGACCAGCGGGUGGAUCCGAUCGAGGUGCAGCGGAGGCUGAUCGGCAGCUACGGUCACCUGCAGAUCGACGUGUGUGGCAUCAUUGACAGGUGUUCGCCGAAUCACUGCGAACACGGCGGCGGCUGCAGUCAGUCGUGGACGACCUUUCACUGCAACUGCUCGGGCAGCAGCUACGGCGGAGCGACCUGUCACACCUUGUCGCGUCCCCUCGGACGAUGUGGAGGUCAAAGGGUCGGGCUGAGGUCGAACCUCUUCGCUGCAAUCAUCAUCAUCAUCAUCAUCAUCAUCAUCAUCGUCAUAAUCGUCGUCGUCGUCGUGUGGAUGCUGAGAACGAUAUACGAGCAGUCCUGCGAAGCGUACAAACACAGAGGCAACACGUCGGGGUAUUACUACAUCGACGUGGACGGCAGCGGGCCCAUCGGACCACAGCUAAUAUACUGCGACAUGACAGAGGACGAGACGUGGACGGUGAUUCAGCACAACAACACGGAGCUGACCAGGGUCCGGCCGUCGGCGGGACGGGCGCCGCACGCGGCCCGCUUCGCGUACGCGUCCGGGGACGGGCAGCUGGCGGCCGUCAUCGGCCAAUCGGAGCACUGCGAGCAGGAGCUGACCUACCGCUGCAGGAGGUCCCGUCUGCUCCACGCGCCAGACGGCUCUGCGCUCAGCUGGUGGGCGGGAGGUCCGGGGGAGGGACGGCGGCAGACCCACUGGGGCGGCGCUGCGCCCGGCAGCCGGCAGUGCGCCUGCGGCCGCCAGGGGAGCUGCGUGGAGCCGCACCACGGCUGCAACUGCGACGCCGACCGCACCGAGUGGGCCAACGACUCGGGCCUGUUGACCCACAAGGAGACCCUCCCCGUCAGGUCGCUGGUGCUGGGCGACGUGCAGAGGCCCGGCUCAGAGGGCGCCUACAGGGUCGGACCCCUCCGUUGCCACGGAGACAAAAGCGUCUGGAACGCGGCGUUUUUCGACCAGGAGACGUCGUACCUCCACUUCCCCACGUUCCACGGCGAGCUGAGCGCCGACAUCUCCUUCCUCUUCAAGACCACGUCGUCCUCCGGCGUCUUCCUGGAGAACCUGGGCAUCAAGGACUUCAUCCGCAUCGAGCUCAGCUCCCCGACCGAGGUCCUCUUCUCCUUCGACGUGGGCAACGGCCCGCUGGCGGUGGGCGUGAGUGCCGGCUUCCCGCUGGACGACGGGCGGUGGCACCGCGUGCGGGCCGAGCGCAACGUGAAGGAGGCCUCGCUCCGCCUCGACGGGCUGCCGGCCGCCACGCAGGACGCCCCCGCCGACGGACACGUCCACCUGCAGCUCAACAGCCAGUUGUUCAUAGGCGGCACGGCGUCCAGGCAGAGGGGGUUCCGCGGUUGCAUCCGCGCCCUGCGGCUGAACGGCGCCACCGUGGACCUGGAGGCGCGCGCCAGGAUCACGCCCGGGGUGGAGGCCGGCUGCCCGGGCCACUGCAGCAGCUACGGCCCGCUCUGCCAGAACCGGGGCCGCUGCGUGGAGGGAACCGGCCGCUUCUCGUGCGACUGUGGCCCGUCUGCGUACACGGGAGCUUUCUGCGACCGAGAGGUUUCCGCCACCUUAAAGUCGGGCACGUCCGUCAGCUACGCGUUGGACCAGCGGGCGGCGAACGGGCCGAACGGGAGCGACGGCGCCCCGCCCUCCUCCCCGGGGGCGGAGAACAUCUCCCUGAGCUUCAGGACCAACCAGAGUCCGGCGCUGCUCCUCUACGUCGCCUCCCACCGCGGAGAGUAUCUGGCUCUGCUGCUCAACAAGCACGACAAGCUGGAGGUGCGAUACCGACUGGACGGCAGCAAAAGUGCAGAAACCCUGCACAGCAAAGUGAGGAACCUCGCCAACGGACAUCUACAUACGGUUACUAUCAGCCGACUGGCAGAUGCCGUCUCUCUGCAGAUUGACCAGAACUCCAAAGAGGACUUCAACCUGACGACUGGUGUGGAAUUCAGCGGCAUCCGGUUGCUGGUUCUUGGCAGAGUGCACGACUCCGGUGCGUUGGACCCUGAGAUGGCUCGGCUCGCCUCGCUGGGUUUCGCCGGCUGCCUCUCCGCCGUCCUCUUUAACUCCGUCAGCCCCCUGAAGGCCGCUCUGCUCCACCCGGACACCAGCCCCGUCACCGUGACCGGCCCACUGGUCCAGUCCAUUUGUGGCUCCACCUCGACCAAUCCCCAUGCGGCAGAACCCACACAUCACCAAUCAGGUCAGUCUGGAUCCGUGGAGGCCGGUCGGCCUGUGGUCAAUGCCGUCAGGGGCGACUCGGCUCUGAUUGGAGGUCUGAUAACGCUGGCCAUCUUCGUGACCGCGUCCGCAUUGGCCGCGACGGCCCGGUUCCUCCACAGGCGGCAGGGGACGUGUCCGGGCCGGGACAUAAAGACGGUCAAACCCGAGGACGGCCCGGAGCUGCCGCUCGGCGGCCAGACGUGCUCGCACAACGGUCCCAGCGAGAACCAGAAGGAAUACUUUAUCUGAGGCGAAGGUUUGAGCUGUUGCCCAAAAACCUGGCGGGUGUUUUUCUGGGGGGGGGAGGGGGGGGACGAGGGGCGUCUUGUCAAGCCUCAGGGCUUUGCACUAAAAACACUGAGCCGGAGCAGUGGCUCGAGGAGACGGAGGAGGAGAGACACGCUGUCUUCUUUUGGUUGUUUGUUUCUGUGGCUGUAUUUUUGUAAAGACUGUAUAUAGAUGCACAAAAAGACGAAGCGUUGAAUUUAUAACGUGUCGAUUACCGUCAGUGGAACAAGUGUAAAUAUGGAAUCAUGUAAAAUUGCGACUUUAUAUGAAUCUCUGUCUUCUCUUUUUUUUUUGUUCAUUAUAUUUUCCAUGACGUUGGUAUGAAAACGGCUUUGUUGGGUCCUGGAUCGUGUAAAUGCAUUUUUCUGACACGGAUGAUGAACGUUUACUGUUUUCUGUUCAUUUCCGGUUGAAUUUCUACUUUCUCUAUCAUCCAGAUUUGUUUAUUUUAUUUUGCUGUUAAAUUCUGUUUUGUUUUUUCUUUUUCAUUUUUAUUUGCAGCACCUGUUGAAUGAAAUGUGAGAAAUCCAAUGUAUGUUCUCAUUUUGUCAGAGAGUCGCACGUUUUCCUUUUGGUUUAUUGAUUGAUGGUGGAACAGAUUCUGUCUUCCUGCCUUGUUUGUUCCCACCACGGAAAUAUUUCAUCUUUUUUUUUAAACCAACAACAACAAUGUCUGAGAGUUCAGAUAAUUAUCAAUGUGAGGGGCAAAAAAAAAAGCAUGUAUCAUCUGAUGGAAUGUGGCCAUACUACUGAAGAGAUUAUUAUAAGCGAAGAAUAAAAAGGAAUAAUAAUAAACUUAAGCCUGUUGCUGCAGCAGCUUUACACAGUCUGGACUGUUUGAGUUGGAUUUUAAUUUUGUACAGAUAUUAUAGUAACAAACUUUAUUUCUUUUCCGUGGAAAUAAAAUGACCGAUCUUUUUA
This is a messenger RNA of Scophthalmus maximus (turbot), 5473 nucleotides long. RefSeq names its product contactin-associated protein-like 4. The transcript is spliced from 26 exons. Bases 473 to 4513 code for a protein of 1346 amino acids. The record is from RefSeq and is a predicted model, not a curated record. NCBI's taxonomy places the organism in Eukaryota, Metazoa, Chordata, Actinopteri, Pleuronectiformes, Scophthalmidae.